AUGACUGGGCAUUCAUCUCCAGUUCCAGGGUCCUCCAAACCCGCAAGCACCAGCACAUUAGACCCGCACAAUUUAGAUGUCAAAGAGACCCAGAAUGAAGAUGAACCUAGCCAAAUCGAGGCACAAGACACUCCUAAGGAGCCCAUUGCGAAUGAGAAAGGCAAACUUCAAGAUCAGACUAAUCUAUUACCUAUAAAGCAACUGUUAAUCGUCUUUGUGGGUCUCAGUUGUGCUCUGUUCUGUGCACUCAUCGACCAAACUAUUGUUUCUACUGCACUGCCCACUCUCGGACGUGUUUUCAACGAUGCAUCUAUCGAGUCAUGGGUGGGAACCGCAUACCUUUUGACCUCAACUGCAUGUCAACCACUAUAUGGUCGUCUUUCGGAUAUCUUCGGACGAAAGAUCGUUCUUCUCAGUAGCAUGGGAUUCUUCUUGAUAGGGUCUAUCUUAUCUGCCGUAUCAACAAGCAUGAUCAUGCUUAUUGUGUUCCGUGCAAUCUCUGGAAUCGGUGGUGGUGGUAUCUUGACCUCGGUCAUGAUUACUGUCUCCGAUGUUGUGUCCCUGGAGAAACGGGGUACCUAUCAAGGUGUUAUUGGAGUUGUGGUUGCAUUGUCAAACUCAAUUGGCCCCCUCAUUGGUGGUCUUUUCACUGAGAAGGUGACCUGGCGAUGGUGCUUUUAUAUCAAUAUUCCCUUGACCUCCAUAUCAAUUCUCGUUGUCUUGUUGGUUCUGCCCUUGAAGAGGGUCAAGGGAAAUGUCAAGGCCCGCUUCAAGCAGAUUGAUUACUUAGGGUGUAUCACUAUGAUCAUCUCUGCUGUCCUGAUCUUGGUGCCAAUUUCAUGGGGAGGAACCAAGUAUGCCUGGAGCUCAGCCGGAGUAAUCGCACCACUGGUCCUGGGUAUUGUGUUCUUCGGUCUUUUCAUCUUGGUGGAGUUGAAGUUUGCAACACUCCCGCUCAUCCCAAUGCAUAUCUUCAAGAACUCGACUGUCUCCGGUGCCUUGAUCGGCGCCUUCUUCACGGGUUGCAUGUUUUAUGCCAAUCUAUACUACUUGCCCCAAUUCUUCCAAGUUGUCUACUCCGCCUCUCCGAUAAAAUCCGGUGUUCUCCUUCUCCCACUUGUCGUGACUCAAUGUAUUGUGUCCUUCACCUCCGGUUUCCUAGUAUCAAAGACUGGGAACUACACUGUCAAUAUCUGGGUAGGCUUUUUCAUCUGGUCCAUUGCCUGUGGCCUACUAUCCACUUUAUCGUCCAACACAUCUAUUGCAAAGGUAAUCGGAUACCAGAUUUUGAGUGGAGUUGGCUCUGGACAGACGCUGCAAACAAACCUUGUUGCUAUCCAGGCCAAUGUCAAAAGAAACGAAAUGGCUGUCGCUACAGCCACUCGAAACUUCAUUCGACUUCUAGGUGGAACCAUUGCGCUUUCUGUUUGUUCUGCUAUUCUCAACAAUACUGUUCGAACCAGUCUCUCAUCAGUCGUGUCUUCCUCAGUGCUAUCAAAAAUUAUCUCUGAUCCUACACGAAUCAGUUCUGGCGUAUUAGAUCUCACUGCAUCUGAAAAGUCAGCUGCGAUUGACGCAUAUACUCAUGGGAUUCGAAAUAUCUACUACUUCAUGAUCACAUCUUCCUGUGUAUCAUUCUUUAUUACGGUCUUCUUCGUGCGUGGCACCAGUCUGAAGCGUGAAGAUGAUGCGAAAUUGCAGGAAGAAGGAAAGAUCUGGGCAGCGAAGCAUCGAGGACUCCAUGCUUUGGGGAAGAAGAAUGUUGAAUCUACAGUAAAAGCGGAAAAUUCCUCUGAUCAAAAGUGA
Penicillium malachiteum is the source of this 1806-nucleotide messenger RNA. Its product is annotated as MDR family MFS transporter. Lineage: Eukaryota; Fungi; Ascomycota; Eurotiomycetes; Eurotiales; Aspergillaceae. Gene Ontology annotation, molecular function: transmembrane transporter activity. The transcript is spliced from 10 exons. The coding region runs from base 1 to 1806 and encodes 601 amino acids. Gene Ontology annotation, biological process: transmembrane transport. The record is from RefSeq and is a predicted model, not a curated record.